Messenger RNA from Symphalangus syndactylus (siamang), 5983 nucleotides. RefSeq names its product DEAD-box helicase 20 (gene DDX20). The record is from RefSeq and is a predicted model, not a curated record. Lineage: Eukaryota; Metazoa; Chordata; Mammalia; Primates; Hylobatidae. Gene Ontology annotation, molecular function: ATP binding; RNA helicase activity; nucleic acid binding.
GAGUCUCGCUCUGUUGCCCAGGCUAGAGUGCAGUGGCGUGAUCUCAGCUCACUGCAAGCUCCGCCUUCCCAGUUUACACCAUUCUCCUGCCUCAGCCUACCGAGUACCUGGGACUACAGGGGCCCGCCACCACACCCGGCUAAUUUUUUGUAUUUUUUUUCUAGUAGAGAUGGGGUUUCACCGUGUUAGCCAGGAUGUUCUCGAUCUCCUGACCUUGUGAUCCGCCCACCUCGGCCUCCCAAAGUGUUGGGAUCGCAGGCGUGAGCCACCGCGCCCGGCCUGUUUUCUUUUCCUCUGGGUUCUGAAGCCUCCAGUGCAAAAUGAUUGGAUGAGAUCAUUUGAAUCUUAACACCCAUUCUGAGUCUAAGUGUCACUCUCACCUCUUCAGUUCAUAGAAAUCUCUCCCUCCUCUAGCUCCCUGGGAAGGCUCUCCAGGUAGAUGGAACAGCAAAUACAAAGGUACUGAGGUGUUACAAGUCAUGGAGAAUAAAGCAUCUGGGCUACUUUGGUCUGGUUGGAGGAGGUAGAUGGGCUGCUCUGCCAGAGAAGAGACAGGGAUCCCACUGUUAUUUAUCCUGGGGGAGGCUGGGAGACAGACACAAUCUAGCCCAUUUCUGUAUGUGUUAUGCUCACACCUUACCUAGUUAUUAAAUGAUUUCUUGCUUUUGUGCAAGAGAUCUUUAUAGCACUAAGAAUUAUGGUCAACAACACUGUUAUAACUUUCGACUAGUGAGAAAAAAAAAUUGUGUUAUUCACCAUGGUUCCCAAUAACAUUACUCAAUUAUUUGUGUCUGUAAAACAUCAUAAACAACAAAUGCAGUAACAGAAUGCCUAUAAAACUAUAAAUGUUUUCUGGAAAUGUACUUUUUGCUUUUCUUGGGAUAAUCCUGUGGUUCUUCAGCAGUGAUUGGUGUGAGUUCUACAGAACCGCUGCUAUGUGCAUGGAGACCCAGAAAAGAUUUUUGAGCAAGGUGUCAGCCAUUCAAUGUUUAUUGGGUCCACCAGGUGCUUGGUGCUGGCCUGGAGGGCCUAGGAUGACAAAAUUACUGUCCUUGAGAAGCUCACAGUUUAUUUAAUGUGAGGCACAUACAAGUUACCAAGCAAAUACAACAUAAGAGCCAGACUGGAAUUAUUUAUAGUGUGAUGUGAGACCCUGGGGUGGGGAAUAAAAAAGGGUGUCAAAAGGAGCAGGAUCUGGAGCUGGACCCAAGCAACCUAAGAUGUCCACUUAAGAAAGAUCACUCCAGCACCUGUGGGGUACAUGGCUGGGAUAGAGAAGAAACUCUGGCCAGAGAAACCAUUCAGGAGGUUUUUCCAAGUUAGGAUGAUAAAGGGAUCUAAAAUAUAGGGCAGAUGCUAUGGAGACUGAAGAAGAAUGGAUGAAAUAUUUGGAGGCAAAAUUACUUGUGCUUGGUAAAUUGUUAGAAAGUGGCGAAGGAGUCAAGAAUAAUUCCCAGGUUUGUGGUCUGGGGAUUAGGCAGAUAAAAGAGGUGAGGGCACUAAGAGGAAGGCUGGGACCUUUAGUGCCAUCUCCUCGAUCAGUCUCCAUUCCAUCAAACGGAUAGUUGACAUUUUCUCAAUGUUUUGUAAAUUUCCAGGCAAAAUAAACCUUCAGGACCACCUUCCAACAGGAUUACCAUGUCAAAACCCCUCCUAUAUCAUAUGGAAUCUAGACCAUCACUGUGUGUGUUUGUGUCAAGGGGGUAGGGACAAUGACUAGCAUUAUAAUCUAUGGACAAAGUUGGGCUUGGUUGCAGAAUAUAUUUAAGUUUGGUAUUCUUUGUAGUUUUAAAAAUUUACUUUUUAAGAAUUUGAGACAGGGUCUCUGCAUGUUGCCCAGGCUGGCAACUCCUGGCCUCAAGUGAUCCUCCCGCCUCAGCCUCCCAGGAAGCUGGGAUCACAGGUGCGAGCCACCCCACACAACUAAAUUUGGAAUUAUGAAUAUGGCUGAAUAUGGCUGAGGUCCAUAAAUAUUUAAAUUUGGCAUGAUGACUACGAGUUUGUUAUGGGAUCUCAAUCAUUUGAUAAAUAGUGAACAUUUCCUAUAAGUCAGAUUGUUUUUCCCACUAGGGAUGCAGAGAACAAGACAGGAUAGGUCCUUGUCCUCAUAGAGUGUGGGAGACAGGCAGUAGACAUAUAAUUUCAGGUAGGUAUAAGUAUCACAAAGAAAAAAUAAAGCAAAACAAAAGAAGAGAGUGCUGGGAAAGGCCAGGGAGCAGAGAGGAUGACAGAGCUGUCUUAGGGUGUUCAAGACCUCUUUGAAAACGAAGAGCUCUUUGAAAAGGUGAUAUUUGAGCAGAGGUCCACAGUAAGGAAAAGUGGCAGAGACUGCUAGCUGCCUACGCAUGAAAUGAUGGGGGAAGGAGCAAUACAGAAGGCAUGUAACAUUUGACAGUCUAUUAGGCAUCCCAGGGGAGGUGCUGCGGAGGCAGAUGCAUGGAGGCAGAUGGAUGCACACGUCUAGAGUUUAAAGGCAGAUCUGAGGCGGAGAUAUGAACUUGGGAGCUGUUAGUCCAGUUCCAGGUUCCAAUUCAACGUACUUUCAUCAGAGCUCACUGUGCGCCAGGGACUUGCUAGGGGAUGGGGACCCGGAGAUAAAUGGGGUUGCACAGCAGACGGAUACACCAGCCAAUGUGGUAAACCCUUGGGUCCGGCUACGUUCUGGGCGCACUCUGCCAGCACAGAGGAGCAGCGAGUCAGAGUGCGGAGCGGGUAGCGUUGGGGAAGAGGUGGCCGCGGAGCGAGACACGCCGGCGGAACGGAAAACGGAAGCACGGGGCGGGGGCGUGACGCACCGGGCGCAUCACAAAGAACGCCGAGAGGGCGGUGGCGCCGGGGACACGGCUGGGCGGCUCCGCCCAGAAGAGGGCCGAGAGGCGGGGCGGUGCCCCCACCGCGGGCCCGCGGCGCCCUCUGCAGGCCACAGGCAGCGACUCACCAGUUGCCUCAUCUUUCCUCUGCUCCCUCUUGCUGCUUUCCUCAGGCCACAUUUUUUGUGUGGGCAGUCUCUCAGCCUUUGACUCCCGUCCCUUUCUUCCACUUCCAGGCCGGGCGUGUUAGUGUCUUCGCGGGAAAACUGCCAAUAAAGUUUUUCCUCUUCUCGCUCCCAAGAUCCCCGCCUCCCCUUAGGCACCGCGAGAUCUGACGGCGCGGCUACCAUGGCGGCGGCGUUUGAAGCCCCGGGAGCCUUAGCGGCAGUGGCGACUGCUAUGCCGGCUGAGCAUGUGGCCGUGCAGGUCCCGGCCCCAGAGCCAACACCCAGGCCUAUGAGGAGCCUGCGGACCGCUCAGGAUCUCAGCAGCCCGCGGACCCGCACGGGGGAUGUGCUGUUGGCGGAGCCGGCCGACUUCGAGUCACUGCUGCUUUCGCGGCCGGUGCUGGAGGGGCUGCGGGCGGCCGGCUUCGAGAGGCCCUCGCCGGUGCAGCUCAAGGCCAUCCCGCUGGGGCGCUGCGGGCUCGAUUUAAUUGUUCAAGCUAAAUCUGGCACCGGGAAAACCUGUGUGUUCUCCACCAUAGCUUUGGACUCUCUCGUUCUUGAAAACUUAAGUACCCAGAUUUUGAUCUUGGCCCCUACAAGAGAAAUCGCUGUACAGAUACAUUCUGUUAUUACAGCCAUUGGAAUAAAAAUGGAAGGCUUAGAGUGUCAUGUCUUUAUUGGAGGGACCCCAUUAUCACAAGACAAAACCAGACUUAAAAAGUGUCAUAUUGCUGUUGGAUCUCCUGGCAGAAUUAAGCAACUCAUAGAACUUGACUACUUGAACCCAGGCAGUAUACGCCUCUUUAUUCUUGAUGAAGCAGAUAAGCUUUUAGAAGAAGGCAGCUUCCAGGAGCAAAUAAAUUGGAUUUAUUCUUCCUUGCCUGCCAGUAAACAGAUGCUGGCAGUAUCAGCUACUUACCCCGAAUUUUUGGCUAAUGCUUUGACAAAGUACAUGAGAGAUCCCACUUUUGUAAGACUGAAUUCCAGUGAUCCAAGUCUCAUAGGUUUGAAGCAGUAUUACAAAGUUGUCAAUUCGUACCCUUUGGCACAUAAGGUUUUUGAGGAAAAGACUCAGCAUUUACAGGAACUGUUCAGCAGAAUUCCAUUUAAUCAAGCGUUAGUCUUUUCUAAUUUGCACAGCAGAGCACAACAUUUGGCUGAUAUCCUUUCUUCUAAAGGCUUUCCUGCCGAGUGCAUUUCAGGCAAUAUGAAUCAGAAUCAGCGUCUUGAUGCUAUGGCUAAACUGAAGCAGUUUCAUUGCAGAGUCCUCAUUUCCACAGAUUUGACUUCUCGUGGGAUUGAUGCUGAGAAGGUGAAUCUGGUUGUAAAUCUGGACGUACCAUUGGAUUGGGAGACAUACAUGCAUCGGAUUGGGAGAGCUGGCCGUUUUGGUACAUUGGGGCUGACAGUGACCUACUGUUGCCGGGGAGAGGAAGAAAAUAUGAUGAUGAGAAUUGCCCAGAAAUGUAAUAUCAACCUUCUCCCUUUACCAGAUCCCAUUCCUUCUGGUCUGAUGGAAGAAUGUGUGGAUUGGGAUGUGGAGGUUAAAGCUGCUGUGCAUACAUAUGGCAUAGCAAGUGUACCUAACCAACCCCUAAAAAAGCAAAUUCAGAAAAUAGAGAGAACCCUUCAAAUUCAGAAAGCUCAUGGUGACCACAUGGCUUCCUCUAGAAAUAAUUCUGUAUCUGGACUAUCAGUCAAAUCAAAAAAUAAUACCAAACAAAAGCUUCCUGUGAAAAGCCACUCAGAGUGUGGAAUCAUAGAAAAAGCAACAUCACCAAAAGAACUGGGCUGUGACAGGCAAUCUGAAGAGCAAAUGAAGAAUUCUGUUCAGACUCCCGUUGGAAACUCCACCAACAGUCAGCACCAGGUCAAAGAAGCUCUACCUGUGUCACUCCCCCAGAUUCCUUGUCUAUCUUCCUUUAAAAUCCAUCAGCCAUACACGUUGACUUUUGCUGAAUUGGUAGAGGAUUAUGAACAUUAUAUUAAAGAGGGGUUAGAGAAACCUGUGGAAAUCAUCAGGCAUUACACAGGUCCUGGGGAUCAGACUGUGGAUCCUCAAAAUGGUUUUGUGAGAAAUAAAGUUACUGAACAGAGAGUCCGUGUAUUGGCAAGUAGUAGCCAAUCUGGAGACUCUGAGAGUGACAGUGAUUCUUACAGCUCAAGAACCUCUUCCCAGAGCAAAGGAAAUAAGUCAUACUUGGAAGGCUCUUCUGAUAAUCAGCUGAAAGACUCUGAAUCUACUCCUGUGGAUGAUCAUAUUUCUUUGGAACAACCACCAAAUGGAAGUGACGCCCCCAAUCCAGAGGAAUAUCAAGAAUCACCUGGAAUCCAGAUCAAGACAAGACAUAAAGAGGGGGCUAACCAGAGAGCUAAGCAGAGCCGGAGAAACCUACCCAGGCGGUCUUCCUUCAGAUUGCAGACUGAAGCCCAGGAAGAUGGUUGGUAUGACUGUCAUAGGGAAACACAUCUGAGUUUUUCUGAUACCUAUCAGGAUUAUGAGGAGUACUGGAGGGCUUACUACAGGGCAUGGCAAGAAUAUUAUGCUGCUGCUUCUCAUUCAUAUUAUUGGAAUGCUCAGAGACAUCCAAGUUGGAUGGCAGCUUAUCACAUGAAUACUAUUUAUCUACAAGAAAUGAUGCAUGGUAACCAGUGAUUAUAGGAUAUACCUGAGACCAUCAGGAACUGUCAACAAAUGAUACCUUUGGAUAUCCAUCCUCCUCGACUUAUAGUACAGUGGUGUAUAGUGGCAUUUCUGAUAAACUUGAAAAGACUUGAGGCUUUCCACUGGGAUGCAUCCAUUUUUUCAGAUUGUUUUGAUUUAGGCUAGGUAUAUUAUCUUCAUUUUUAAGAGUUUCUUUAAGAAACUUCAUCAGAUUCUUGAAAGAUAAUUUUUGGGACAUAGAGCUGAUGCCAUUUUCUAUAAGAUCUUCCCAAAAGAAACAUUUAAAAAGAUGACAUAUAUACCACUGCUUACUUAAUAAAAGCAAUAGAUUUGAGCAGUAA